Saprolegnia diclina VS20 is the source of this 2840-nucleotide messenger RNA. RefSeq lists its product as hypothetical. Lineage: Eukaryota; Oomycota; Saprolegniomycetes; Saprolegniales; Saprolegniaceae. The record is from RefSeq and is a predicted model, not a curated record. Gene Ontology annotation, biological process: chloride transmembrane transport. The transcript is spliced from 6 exons. Gene Ontology annotation, molecular function: chloride channel activity. Bases 20 to 2629 code for a protein of 869 amino acids.
CGGUCCUUUCCAUCUUGAGAUGGCGUCGAGAACGGACGAAGCGCGCGUGGCCGAGGCGUUGGAUGGCGCGAUCGCCCAAGCCGUGCACGACAUCCUUGACGAGGGCCCCGAGAGCAUUGCGAUAUCGAUGCCCAAGACAUGGACCCUCGAUGCGUCGAGUCGCGACUCGAGCUUCGACACGGCCAUGACGACGAGCGAAGCCGUCGAACCGGAGCCGUCCAAGCUCCUCUUUGACUACGCGAUUCUCUUCAAAAUCGGGCGGAAAGGCGCUGGCGGCGUCAAAGUCCAGGACCUCCAUGCGACCUACUUUGAUGUCGACGUUGUCACCAAGGUGCAGGACAUUUCCAAGCGACUGCUCUCUGCGGGGCUUCACGUGCGACUCGAGACGCGCUGGAGCGACAAGAAGAAGGCACAGGCCAGUCACCUCAAAGUGCUCCUGCUCGUCUUUGCCCCCGAGUCGCUCUUGUCGCGGCUGCGCAAGAAGCUCGAAAUCGAGCGCUGGAUCGAGGGUGGGCGGUACGGCGAACACAUCCUCAACCUCUCGACGCCGGCGCUCACGGCAGCAGACCGCCUCGUGCUCGUGGAUCGCUUGCUGUACACGUCCGUGAGUGACGGCGGCGUCGGCCUCCACGACAGCAGCGAAGUCUACAAGGCAUUUCCGCUGCACGACGAUGCGUUCAACCGCGACGUGCUUGGCAGCUGGUUUUACGAGUGGCGCGAUUAUUUUCGCAACAACGACCACCAUAUCGAAAAGAUCCGGCUGCAUUUUGGGGAGAAAACCGGCUUGUACUUCGCCUACAUGGACUUUUACACGAAAUGGCUCGUGCCACUAGCGCUCUGGGGCGUCGCCAUCUACGUCGUCUCGGCGUUCUCACCCUCUGCCUACUUUCAGCUGCUAGCAAUCACGGGCCUAUUUGUCUCGACGCUUUGGGGCACCCUGUUUUUGAUCUUUUGGAAGCGUCGGCGCGCGGCCAUUCGGCUCAAGUGGGGUGUCGGGCAGCUCGAGCACGUCAACGUGCCAAACCGCGCGUUCCACGGCGUGCCACGUAUGGACCCAGCGACCGGCGUCGUCAAGCUCUCCUACCCGAUUUACAAGCGCCGCCUCAAGUACGCGGUCGGGUACCUCAUCUUGCUUGCGUUCAUUGCGGUCGAGACCGUUGUCACGAUCGGCUUUGUCGACUUGUACUUUUUCUUCAAGUCGGGCUGCGCCGGCGGCUGUUCGACCACCGGGUUUGAAAAUUGGAUCCUCGUGCUCUGCCAAGGCAUUUUGCUCGGCUUGGUCGUCGACAUUGUGCAGUACCAGCUCUUUCGCGUGAUUGCAGUCGCACUCACCAACUGGGAGAACCACCGCACCGAGAAGCGCUACGAGAGUUCGCGCGCGCUCAAGAUUUUUCUGUGGGAUUUCUUUGGCAUUUACUCGUGGUUUUGGGUGUGCGCGUUUGUCUACAUUCCGUACGGCCAGCAGUUUAGCGACCUCUUGAACGAGUACCAUAUUUUGCCGUGGCCCUCGAGCUACCGCCCGGGUCUUCUCGUCCUCGGCAAUAUCUUUGUGACGCCGCUCGUCGUAACCCAAGCACUCAAAAUCGUGUUUGAGAAAAUGAUUCCCUACUACCUCUUGCGCGGCGCCAAAAAAGCCAUGGGCGCCAAAGACAACUAUGACGUGUACCACCACGCCGUGUCGCAGGACUUUGGCAACGUGCCCAACCGCGAGCUCUCGGUCAAGGGACCAAGCAUCGCGUCGCCGCGCGUCACGGACCUUCUCGUCGCGGGGCUGCGCACGGUCGGGCGCAAACUCUCGACCAGUCCGCGCAAAGAGCGCUCGAAAUCGAGUGCCGAGCUCGGCAUGGACGAGGACAAGCCCCAGAAAGGGCGGCACCUCAUCGCUGGGCUCAAGGUGCCCGGUCCGCAGACGCAGGCGUUCCUCGAGCAGCGCAAACGGUUCGUGGACCGCGUCCUCGAGCAAGGCCGCCAGUCGCCGCACGACAACUUUGCCGAUUAUGCCGACACGUGCGUGCAAUUCGGCUACGUGUCGCAGUUUACGUGCAUUUGGCCGUUCAUUCCGCUCUGCGCCGUCGUCAACAACCUCUUUGAAGUGCGGUCGUCGGCGUUUCAGCUGGCGUAUACGUCGGCGCGCCGUGUGCCCCAGCGCACGAGUUCGAUCGGGUCGUGGAACCUCUUUCUGAAAUUCAACAACAUGUGGGCGAUCUUCAUCAACAUCGCGCUCGUCUGCUACGCAAGUGGGCUCCUCGAGUCGUUCUAUCCCAACUGCAAUGUCGCGCUCGGUCAAGUCGGGUACGGCGACCACCUCCCACCGCUCGUGCCCAACUUUACGUGCCUCGCGGACGCCGACCGGUUCCGAAUCUUUUUGAUUCUCGAGCAUACGUGCGUGAUGGUGUACGCGGCCUUGUACCUCGUCAUUCCGUCCUUGCCGUCGGAUGUCAAGCGCGUCAUGCGCAAGAAGGACAAGGAAAUCAAGGAACACUUUGUGUCCCAACUGCAAGUCGCGGUGCCGCAUGCGUUUGUUCCGGCGUCGCAGGUCCACGCGCGCAGCUUUGCGCUCACGUCCGAACUCAAAACCAUUUUGUGCCGUGUCGACAAGGCACUGCGCACGCGCCACUUGGCGGGGUGACCAACACGACUCGACUCGAAACAUUGAUACUUUGAUACACGCCACUCGGAACGAAGAGACUGCACAGAAUACAAUUUCUUUUUUAUUUCAAAGCGAAUCGAAGGGAAGGCUCAGAGGUGGUAGCGCUUGUGCAGUCCGUCGCCGGGCGAUUCGAGGCUGCUGUUGACGUCGACGGGGACGCUGUCUUCGUCGUGGACACCGAUGCUGAGGA